GGGGGCUCAGUCGCCGGGCUGCGGGCGGCGGGACGCACGGGGCCGGGGGCCGGGGGUGGCACCCGGCGGGCGCCAUGGAGCUGCUGUCCGCGCUGAGCCUGGGCGAGCUGGCCCUCAGCUUCUCACGGGUGCCCCUGUUCCCCGUCUUCGACCUCAGCUACUUCAUCGUCUCCAUCCUCUACCUCAAGUAUGAGCCAGGAGCAGUCGAGCUGUCUCGACGCCACCCCGUGGCAUCCUGGCUCUGCGCCAUGCUGCACUGUUUCGGGAGCUACAUCCUGGCCGACCUGCUGCUGGGGGAGCCUGUGACCGACUACUUCAGCAACAACUCCAGCGUCCUGCUGGCCUCUGCCGUCUGGUACCUGAUUUUCUUCUGCCCCAUGGACCUGUUCUACAAGUGCGUGUGCUUCCUGCCCGUGAAACUCAUCUUCGUGGCCAUGAAGGAGGUGGUGCGGGUCCGUAAGAUCGCGGUGGGCAUCCACCACGCUCACCACCACUACCACCACGGCUGGUUUGUCAUGAUCGCCACCGGCUGGGUCAAAGGUGCCGGCGUCGCCCUCUUGUCCAACUUCGAGCAGCUGCUCCGCGGGGUCUGGAAGCCUGAGACCAACGAGAUCAUGCACAUGUCCUUCCCCACCAAGGCCAGCCUGUACGGAGCCGUCCUGUUCACCCUGCAGCAGACCCGCUGGCUCCCGGUGUCCAAAGCCAGCCUCAUCUUCCUCUUCACCAUGUUUAUGGUGUCCUGCAAGGUAUUCCUCACAGCCACUCACUCGCACAGCUCCCCGUUUGAUGUCCUGGAGGACUACGUCUGCCCCGUGCUGUUUGGGGCGGCCUGGGAAGGUGACCAUCACCACGACAACCACGGAGUGGCCCAUGGCGGCGGGCCAGGCCCCCAGCACGCCCCGCUGCCCGCCAAGUCCAAGGAGGAGCUGAGUGAGGGUUCCAGAAAGAAGAAGACCAAGAAGGCAGAUUAGGGGGUGAACCGGGGACCCAUGGGCACAGGGAGUGGACCCAACCCCAGGACCCUCAGAACUGGGGCCUCCUGGGCUCAGAAUUUCCCUUCCCGGGCCUUGACUUCCCUGUCUCCACAGUGGGGACAUCAGCUCACCCUCCAGGGAUGACUUGAGAUUGAGUGAGAUACAGGGAUGAGGACUUUGGUAGGAAUGGAGGGUCCCCACCCCUGCCUGGACCCCAAAGACUCAGAGGGGCCCACACAAUAACAAUAGUGGCUCCAGCCAGAACCCUGGCGGUUUUAUUCUUCAUUCUGUUUCUUUUCCAAAAUUGCAUCUUGACCCCAAAAGACUUCGAAGCCAUUUUUGAGAGUCAUUUAUUGAUGGCUGCCAGGUGCCCAGGUCCCUUAGUGGCUGGAUGUCCUCCCGUGCCUGGAGCUCAUUCAGUCAUUCAACAAACAUCUAGACGCCUACUCUGGGCCCAGCCUUGUGCUGCUGCCGAGUGGGGUGAGCAAAGGGAAUGAUAGCCAGGGCCACAGGACAUGGGAGAGGGGUGGGUGGGGUGAGCUUGUUCAUUUAAGCAGAGUUUGGGCCCACCCAGAUUGGGGUCCCAGGUAUUGGGAAAGUGCCUUGUAGCAGUGAUGCCAGAAGUUGAGUGGGUCCUAAGGCUGUUAGCCCCCCAGUUUCAUCCUCUUGCAUGUCCAGCGAGGCUCAGCCAAUAAAUAAAUCUUUUGUGAAUGAGUGCUCGAGGCUUGUGUGG
Messenger RNA from Castor canadensis (American beaver), 1707 nucleotides. It is a transcript of the gene Tmem38a, whose product is annotated as transmembrane protein 38A. Gene Ontology annotation, molecular function: potassium channel activity; identical protein binding. Lineage: Eukaryota; Metazoa; Chordata; Mammalia; Rodentia; Castoridae. The record is from RefSeq and is a predicted model, not a curated record. Gene Ontology annotation, cellular component: membrane. Gene Ontology annotation, biological process: potassium ion transmembrane transport.